This is a messenger RNA of Penicillium nucicola, 1005 nucleotides long. Its product is annotated as enoyl-CoA hydratase/isomerase family protein. Gene Ontology annotation, molecular function: enoyl-CoA hydratase activity. The record is from RefSeq and is a predicted model, not a curated record. Gene Ontology annotation, cellular component: mitochondrion. The transcript is spliced from 4 exons. Gene Ontology annotation, biological process: fatty acid beta-oxidation. Lineage: Eukaryota; Fungi; Ascomycota; Eurotiomycetes; Eurotiales; Aspergillaceae. The coding region runs from base 1 to 1005 and encodes 334 amino acids.
AUGCCUACCUUCCGCAUACCACCACCAACCCCGCACGCAGCAAUCCUCUCCUACCCAGCACCACACAUCCUCCUCGUAACACUCAACAGACCCAAAGAUCUAAACUGCAUCAACGCCCAAGGCCACGCCGACCUCCACGAAAUCUGGGAAUGGAUGGACGAGGAGCCGAGUAUGCGCGUGGGCAUACUGACCGGAACAGGGAGGGCGUUUUGCGCCGGAGCCGAUUUGAAGGAAUGGAAUACGCGCACCUCAUCCACCUCCACUUCCAAGUCGACACCCAUGCCCAACAGUGGGUUUGGCGGUCUCGCUAGACGAAAAGGCAAGAAGCCGGUCAUCUGCGCGGUCAACGGGCUUUGUUUUGGCGGGGGCACGGAAAUGAUUGUUAAUGCCGAUCUGGUGGUUGCUAGUUCGCGGACGGUGUUUGGGUUGCCUGAGGUGAAGCGCGGGGUUGUUGCGCUUGCGGGGGCUUUGCCUAGGCUUGUUCGGACGGUUGGGAAGCAGAGGGCUAUGGAGAUGGUUCUGACUGGGCGGAAUGUGGAUGCGUUUGAGGCGGAGAGGUGGGGGCUUGCGUCGAAGGCGGAUGUUGAUGGCGAGGUUUCGAGGGUUGUUGUUGGGAAGGCUUUGGAGCUGGCGGGCACCAUCGCUGGGAAUAGUCCUGAUUCUGUUCUGGUGAGUCGUGAAGGAGUCAAGUUGGGCUGGGAGGGGAUUGGGGCGGAUGAGGCAACUAGUAUGUUGAGUGAGACGUGGGUGAAGCGGUUGAAUGAAGGGGAGAACAUCAAGGAAGGCCUGAGGGCGUUCGUGGAGAAGAGAGGGCCUGUUUGGGUGGACAUUGUUCAUUGCUAUUCAUACUACAGUUCGUUAAUCAUAUCAAAACCUAAUCCGUCGCGCCGUAUUCCUGGUAUUCGCCAUAUCCAAUGCGAGCUGAAGAAAAUCAAUCAGAUGCGCGGUUGCCCUGCCUCCCUGGAAGUGAUGUUAAAAUGGGUUGAGGCUGGCUGGGGUAUAUAA